Messenger RNA from Oncorhynchus tshawytscha (Chinook salmon), 2850 nucleotides. Its product is annotated as alpha-2,8-sialyltransferase 8F. Gene Ontology annotation, biological process: N-glycan processing; oligosaccharide metabolic process. The record is from RefSeq and is a predicted model, not a curated record. The transcript is spliced from 7 exons. NCBI's taxonomy places the organism in Eukaryota, Metazoa, Chordata, Actinopteri, Salmoniformes, Salmonidae. The coding region runs from base 900 to 1943 and encodes 347 amino acids. Gene Ontology annotation, molecular function: alpha-N-acetylneuraminate alpha-2,8-sialyltransferase activity.
CUGGGGCUCAGGGGUGGGGUUGGAAAAUACAGAAGGAGCAACAGCUUGAGCUCUGGGACUACAGUGGACAGAAAGUAAGAGCAUGGUGUGCUCUCAAUGAAGGAGUGAGAAAGAGGAAGCCAGAAAGAGAGAUGAAAGGAAACAAGACACAUCAAUCUACGUAAAGGAGGGCGUGAGGACAAGACGGACAUUGUAGUUCUACAGGAGCCGAGUGGAGAGGGAGAAAAGAGGGGGGAAAGGAGAGAAAGAAAGGAGAGAGGCGCAUGAGGUAUUUUUAUAGGGCACAGACAGAGAUAUGAUAGCCUGCUUACAGAAGCGGUGUGCCUGGAAACGCUCAGAAAGAGAGCGAGUGGGAGAGAGAGAGAGAGAAAGAGAGGGUGGAAAAGGAGGGGGGAGUGAGUGAGACAGAAAGAUUAACCAGUCAGAAAGAGCGAGAGUGAGCAGUGAAGUACAAUCGGGGAGAAAAAGCAAGGGAGGGAGGAGGGUGCAUGAGAGGUAAAAAAAAAGAAAAUGAAAGAGGGGAAAGGUGCCAAAACAAACUAAUGUGUCAGUGCUGAGUGAGGGACACUAGAAGAGAGGGAGAGAGAGAGAAGAGGGCCAGCCAGAGGACGUAGUAGGGGGAGAGAGGCAUGAGGGGACUGUUCUGCUUUAUGCUCACCCUGUCCAUCCUGGGGACUGUCCUGACUGCACUCGUCUGGUAUGUCUUCAGAGACCGGUGAGUCCCACUCCCUUUCACAUCCCUUCUCCCCAACUUCCUCCCUCUCGACUGGGCAGGUGUUGGAGCCUUUAGCCACGGGCUAGGUUUGGGGAUUAGGCCUGGCUGGUGGUAGCUAGCAUCAUAUACUCCAGACAGGCACAGAGAGGACAGAAGGGAGUGAGUCUCCACACUUUUGCUUUUAAUGUGUGAUUGUUUCACAUCGGUUGGUGUGAGUUGCUGCUCUACUGGAACAAGCAAUGUUCAACCUGGCAGACCCCCCCACAAAGAUCCUAUUAUGAACUCUGGGCCAGUCCCCUCCGGAACAUGCAAGGGCUGCAGGGAUACAGUUACUGAAAAAGUGGUGGAGCGCUACUCUCACAGCUGGAAGAAGCAGGAGGACAAGUUCAGAAAUUUCAGGUCUCUUCUGAGUAACAGAUGUCAUGGACUUACCAAGGCUAUGGUGACACAGGCCAACACUCCUCUGGGGUCAAAGGUUGUGUAUGAUGGAGAGAAGAGGAAGCCUCUUCAGGUGACCCCUGAACUGUUCAGCACCUUUGCUAAGGAGGAUCCUUUUGUGAAUACAACAUGGGAUACGUGUUCUGUUGUUGGGAAUGGGGGAAUCCUAGCUAAUAGCAGCUGUGGAGAGAAAAUCGACUCUGCCCAGUUUGUUAUCAGGUGUAAUCUCCCUCCUCUGGAGAACGGCUAUGAGAGAGACGUGGGCAACAAGACAGACCUGGUGACAGCUAAUCCCAGCAUCCUCAUGGAGAAAUAUGGGGGACUGCAGGAGCGUCGUCGGCCCUUCGUGGAGAGCCUGCGUAGCUAUGGCGACUCCCUGAUGCUCUUGCCAGCCUUCUCGUAUGGCCCCAACACGCCUGUGUCUCUGCGGGCCCUCUACACCAUCCAGGACUUUGACAGCCCCUUGCGGCCUGUCUUCCUCAACCCAGAGUACCUACAGAGUCUGGCGCACUUCUGGCAGGGCCAGGGCCUGCGGACGGUACGCCUCAGCACAGGACUCAUCGUGGCUAGCCUGGCGCUGGAGCUGUGCACCAACGUGCAUCUCUAUGGGUUCUGGCCCUUUAAUGAACACCCCCUCCGACACCAGCCCCUCACCAACCAUUACUACGACGACAGGCAGAGUAAGAAGACGGUGCACGCUAUGCCCGCUGAGUUUGACCACCUGCUUAGACUCCACAGCCAGGGCGUGCUCAGGAUACACCUGGGGGAGUGUGCGCCCAUGGCCAGGUAGGCCCCACCCCUUUACCGGAACUUUACCUACAGCUAGGACAGACACAACAGGGACAUAGGGCCCUCCUAUAGGCUCUCUCAGGAGUCCUACCCAGUCAUGCACUUACCCAGUCAUGUCUUUGCUACCUGCCACAUGGGAUGGCCCCGACUUGCCCAGAACAAUUCUGGUAUUCAGCACAGGGGCAUGUUUAUGUGACGUAUGUCUGGUCACAGUGGAGGAGCAAGGGAGAGACUGGGACAGUUAGUCUCCCCAGCAGCCAUUUGUAGAUUCUCAGUGUGAGAGUCUGCAGAACAGGUUGAUCUGCAAUCAAAUAAUUUGUACUGUACCCAAAAUGGGUGUAAAUACAUGAAAUAUGCAUAUCAUAUACUGUAUAGGUGUACAAUUAUGUAUUUAUCAAGUGUUCUAGCUGGACUCUAGAGAAUAUUUUUGUUUUGUUGGACUUAAAUACAAAGUGUUUUGGAACAUGUAUGGUUUAGAUGAGGCCUUCCCAACUACAGAGGGGGUCAGUGUAGUGCCUAAUAUGACUCACAUUCCUGACCCUAGCCAAAAAAAAACACAUGCGAGCCUUUAAGAGUUAACUGAAUGUAUGGUCAUGUCAAUCUAAUACCUCCUGGAUUGGGCAAUCUUUAGCUGGACUGUUACAUUCAGAUUUCUAUUUAAUAUCAAUGAUGAUUAAAUGUGUUAUAUCUCAUUAUGACAUAGUGUAUAAUACAUUCAAUGUGGUACUGGGUCUUUCCAUGAAAUGAGUCCCUUUUUUGUCUCUUUGAUAUUUUAAGUGGAAAUUGUGCACCAAUAUUGAAUUUUAAAAGACUGUUAAAUUAAAUGAAGUGCCCUUUAAUAUAGACCACAUGGAAAAUUCAAUAAAUCAUAUUUUUUUAAAUGAAUAAAGACUUCUGAAUUGUAGGUC